Linum trigynum is the source of this 4633-nucleotide messenger RNA. The record is from the annotation of a GenBank genome assembly. NCBI's taxonomy places the organism in Eukaryota, Viridiplantae, Streptophyta, Magnoliopsida, Malpighiales, Linaceae.
CUAACCGUCCAUUCUACACCCUGGCGAUGAGUCUAUCACAGUAGACAAAGGGACAAGCUUUCGUGCGCUUGGAACCGUUUGAUUGGUUCUGUUCUCAAUUCCGGUGCUUCCUCGAGCAUGGCAAAUAGGAAAGCAUUCUGAUAUUAGUUCCACCAGCCUUUUUGAGGGAAACCCUUAUUUUGCCCUUCCUGAACUUGUUGUUCUAUCUACCCGUGGGCUGGAACGGAGCACGCAAACCCACCUCGCGAAGUUAGUAGUUCCCUUAUUUUCCUUUUCUCUGAACUACUAUUCCCCUCUCACCCAAAUUAAACAAAUCCAGAAGAGUUGCUUUCCCUUACUUUUCCCCCUGUGACAUUUGAAACCUUUUCCCUUGUGACUGCUCCUUCCCCUUUUUUGCUCAGCUUAGUUUCUGAGAGGAGGAAUGGCCAUGGGUUUCUCUUUUGUCGCAUUUAAUUGGCCGCUUGCUGCUUCGUCUACCCUUUGUGCUCCGCGAGAUACAGUUGCUGCCGAGCGUCAUUUUCUUCCUUUCUUUGAGUUCCAUGAGGCGAGUGCUCACUGCUCGUGAAUCCCUGACAAUUCCUUGCUUUCUGCAUACUUGUUGCUGCAGCUCUCGUUUUAUUUGUUCAUAUUUGUGAUCUCGCUCGCCCUUUUGCUUUUGGUUCUGCGGUUUUGGUAAAAGACAAAGUUCCCUUUUUCUUUCUGGUGAGGUGAAGGGCCACUUGCCGUUUCCAGGUUGUGUAUCCAUACUGACAUACAUAUAUUCGUUGGCUGUAUCUUCUCAGCUCUAAAGCUUCAAAUUUGAAAUGGGCUUUUCUUGUUCCUCAGGGUUACUUCAUUGGCAAGCUAGUGUUUGUUUGUUUGUUCACUAAUUGAUUUUGGUCCCCUUGCUUUUGCAUUAUCUAAAUACUUCCUCACUUCUUUUGCAACAUGCCUUGGUUUGCUUGCUGUAGAUUCGAAUUAGCUUUUGUUUCGUUUUCAUUUUCUCUGUCUUCCAACAGAACUAGGAAAUAGCAUUUUGCUCUUUCUGAGAUGAUUUAGACACUCUUUUUUCUGUUAGUCUUGAAAGUAAAUGAUUCCAAUCGUUCCCUAAUUGACCCUGCAGGCUCUGAAGUUGAGAAAUAGCAAUGAGCUGUGUCUGGGUUGUGCCCAUCUUAUUAGUUCUGUGCAUCAGUACUCCACUUUCACAAGGCUCCACUUCUGCAACCACUGGCACCAUCAAGGUCGGAGCGAUUUUCACAUUCAGUACAGUCAAUGGAAAAGUAUCGAAGAUUGCUAUGGAGGCUGCUGAGGAAGACAUCAAUGCCGACCCGGCCAUUCUUGGUGGGUGGAAGCUGUCUCUAGUAAUGCACGAUUCCAACUUCAGUGGAUUCAUCGGCUUUGUUGGGGCUUUACGCUUCAUGGAGACUGAUACUGUGGCAAUCAUCGGUCCACAAUCUUCUAUAAUGGCCCGUGUCCUUUCACAACUCACAACUGAACUUCAGACACCACUCUUGUCAUUUACAGCUUUAGAUCCCACCAUGUCUCCCUUGCAGUACCCUUAUUUUAUCCAGACAGCUCCAAACGAUCUUUACCUGGUCACUGCUAUAUCAGACAUAGUUUCGUAUUAUCGUUGGCCAGAGGUAGUAGCCAUAUACACAGAUGAGGAUCAGGCUCGGAAUGGGAUGAACAUACUCGAUAAUUUGCUUCUGGACAGACACAGCAAGCUCUCCUACAAAGCAGCACUCCCAACAGAAGCAACUAGAAGCGAUGUGCAUGAAGCCCUAGUUAAGGUUUCCAGCAUGGAAGCUUGCGUGGUUGUUGUGCAUACUUAUACUAAAAUUGGCUUGUUGGUUUUUGAAGUGGCGCAGAGCCUUGGAAUGAUGAGGGAAGGAUAUGUUUGGAUAGCUACUACUUGGCUUUCCACUGUAUUGGACUCGGGUUCACUUGAUGUACCGAAUCCCGCCUCUUUUCAAGGAGCUCUCACUCUUCGACAGCACACUCCUGAUUCCCAAUUGAAAAGGGAAUUUGUCCAACGAUGGAAGAACCAACUCAGCAAUGGCUCGGUUGGGCUGAACCCAUGUGGGCUUUACGCAUAUGAUACUGUCUGGACAAUUGCUCGUGCUGUGAAGCAGUUUCUUGAUCAAGGCAACAACAUUUCGUUCUCCGAUGACACAAAACUGAAUGAAAUCAGCAGGGGGACUUUGAAUCUCAGAGCUUUGAGCAAAUUUGAAGGAGGGUGGAAACUUCUUAACAACAUAUUACAGACAGAUGUGAAUGGUCUGACUGGACCGAUUCGGUUUCACCCAGACCGGUCAGUUUUGAACCCUUCCUAUGAUGUUCUUAAUGCUGUCAAAGGUGGUGGUCACCAGCUGAUUGGGUACUGGUCCAAUUAUUCUGCUCUGUCUGUUGUUCCUCCAGAGGAAUUAUAUGGAGAAAAUCCACCAAACCGUUCUGCUUCAAACCAGCAUCUGAACUCCAAUGUGGUGUGGCCAGGUGGAGCCGAAGCUGUGCCACGUGGUUGGGUGUUCCCCCAUAAUGGAAUACCAUUGAAGAUUGGAGUUCCUAACAGAGCUAGCUAUCGAGAUAUUGUGAGGGCAGUUAAUAGCAGUAGUGCGGUUGCAGGAUAUUGCAUUGAUGUUUUCUUAGCUGCCAGGCGAUUGCUUCCUUAUCGGCUUCCCUAUGAGUUCAUUCCUUUUGGUGAUGGCCACAAGAACCCCAGCUAUUCUGAACUUGUGAAUAAGAUCACCACAGGGGUAUUCGAUGCUGUUGUUGGUGACAUUACGAUCGUGACAGACAGAACAAAGGCUGUGGAUUUCACUCAGCCGUUCAUAGAGUCGGGGUUGGUUGUAGUUGUUCCUAUGAGGAAGAUGAACUCAAGUGCAUGGGCGUUUUUGCAGCCAUUCACUCCUUCGAUGUGGGGGAUGAUAGGGUUAUUCUUCGUCAUUGUUGGAGCCGUCAUUUGGCUCCUUGAGCAUAGGACCAAUGACGAGUUUAGAGGGCCACCUAGACAGCAGUUGGUAACGGUUCUUUGGUUUAGCUUGUCCACUAUGUUUAUGGCCCAUAGAGAAAACGUAGGGAGCACCAUGGGCAGAUUCGUGCUGAUAAUAUGGUUGUUUGUAAUCCUAAUAAUAAACUCGAGCUACACAGCCAGCCUGACUUCCAUUCUCACAGUUCAACAGCUAUCCUCACCCAUCACUGGAAUCGAAUCCCUGGUAUCUGGGAACCAGGCAAUAGGUUACCAAGUUGGGUCAUUCGCAGAAAACUACUUGAUGUAUGAACUCAACAUUCAGAAGAACAGGCUCUUCCCACUGGGUUCCCCCCAGGAAUAUGCACUCGCGCUCUCGAAUGGCACCGUUGCAGCUGUAGUCGACGAGAAACCUUACGUCGACCUGUUCCUUGCGGAUCACUGCAAGUUCUCCAUCCGUGGCGAUGAAUUCACCAAAAGCGGCUGGGGUUUCGCGUUUAGGAGGGAUUCGCCGGUGGCAGUGGACAUGUCGACGGCUAUCUUGGGACUUUCAGAGAACGGGGAGCUGGAGAGAAUACAAAGCAAGUGGCUGUCGAGAAAGCUGCAUUGCAAGGGCGAUCAAGGCGGGUCAUCAGAUGUGGUUGGAUCGGAUCAGCUGCAGCUGGAAAGCUUCGCGGGGCUGUUUCUGUUGUGUGGAAUUGCUUGCUUUAUGGCCCUGGCAAUCUAUUUUUGCUACACUCUCUACCACUUCAAGAAACACUGCCCCGGUGGCAGUGCUUGCAUUGGCGAUGGUGAUGGUGGUGCUGGCCCGUGUUCAUCAUCAUCAACUGGACCUGUGCCCGGGCGGCAGGGGUGGAAGAGGAAGGGGAAAUCUGGGUCUGGGAUUAGAAGGGUGCAGAGGUUCAUGUCCUAUGCGGAUGACAAGGCGGAUGUCUGGAGAUUGAAGCCGAAGAGGAAGCGUGCAGCUGAGGGUGAUGAUGUCGAUGAUACAUGGAAGCCCCAGACGACACAUUCGUACGAUGAUGAAUUUCGCGGGAGUGGGAGCAAUGGGAUGGAUUCUGAGCGUCAGAAGGAACAGCAGGAUAGACAUGUUCGCUUCGUUGAUAACAAGUUUUCUAGGUAGCCACGGCUGCUGCUGGCUGGCUGCAGCGUCUCCCCAUUUGCAUCUCUGCUGCUAGCUGGCUCUGCACAUGCUGGUAUCCACACCUCCCACAAAAUUUCUUUUGUUCUACUACCCAAUGCCACAUUCCACAAUUUUUACCAGCUGCAACCCAAUGGUUUGUUUAAUUAUUAAAGGAAAGAGAUCUAUAGAAACAAAUUAUAUAAAGGAAAUCAUGCAACCCAGUUGAUUCAUUUUUGCAUAUAACAAAGAGAGAACGGUCAAUGCGCCAAGUCAGCACAACCCAAUUUGAUUUUUUCCACCUAUUAUCAUUUUUCUUUUUUAUUUUGAACAAAAUAAGUAUAAAAAAAAGGAACACCUAUUUUUAUUUUGAAGAAGAUAAAUGGUAAUAGGUUGAAAAAAUAAAUAAAAAAAUUAAGUGGUAUGUGCUGACUUGGCAGUGAUGUGACGCGCUGACUGUUAGUCAACGAGUUUGACUGUCUAAUAUAACGGUCAAAUAUCGAAUUUGUCCAAUUUGGUAACUUUGAUGCAGAGUUGAGGUCACGAUAUUAUAAAUCGAAAGGAUUGAC